ACAUCGAGUGUCACACUGUAGUAAAGAGAUACGUGGUUCUACACAAUUAGCAGAACCAUGCACAGCUAUUAUAGGAACUCUUGAAUUUGCGUUCGCAAUACUUACUGAAUUACAAUGUAGCUUGAUUGUUGUUCCUACCUACUUUGUACAGCAAAAUAUUGCUUUACAGCAGUGAGUGCCAACGUGUGAGACAUGUGUUGGUUGUGUGGACCGUAACAUCUCCAAUACUGUUAAAAUGUCACAUGUGAAAUACAUUGUGAGUGGCAUAUAUUUAUGCUUCACAAUAUUACUAACUGCGGAUAGUGUAGUUUCCUUGAGGAACUAUGAGAAGAAGGAUUUGGAAGUUCUACGGGAGGAAGUUCGACAGAUGUUUCAACAUGCCUAUGACAGUUAUUUGCGGUAUGCAUACCCAUAUGACGAACUACGCCCACUGAGCUGCGAUGGAAUGGACACAUGGGGCAGUUAUUCGUUGACACUGAUUGAUGCUCUUGAUACAUUGGCUGUUAUGGGAAAUUACACAGAAUUCCAGCGAGUUGUGAACAUAGUCACCACUCAUGCCAAUUUUGAUGCAAAUAUUAAUGUAUCUGUGUUUGAAACCAAUAUUCGCAUUAUAGGAGGAUUGUUAAGUGCUCACUUAUUAUCUUAUAGGGCUGGAGUUCCUGUUGAGCCUGGUUGGCCUUGCAAUGGACCUUUACUGCACCUGGCUGAGGAUAUGGCCCGUCGCUUAUUGGCUGCCUUUGACACAGCAACUGGCAUGCCAUAUGGUACAGUGAAUCUGCGUUAUGGAGUGCCACCUGGUGAGACAAGUGUCACAUGUACUGCUGGAGUUGGCACAUUCAUUCUUGAAAUGGGGACACUUUCUAGGCUUACAGGUGACCCAGUGUUUGAGGAGGUGGCAAUGAAUGCACUUCAUGCUUUGUAUAAUCAUCGCUCUGCAAUUGGCCUAGUGGGAAAUCAUAUUGAUGUGCAGACUGGUAAAUGGACUGCACAAGAUGCUGGAAUAGGUGCUGGAGUGGAUUCUUAUUAUGAAUAUCUUGCAAAGGGAGCUAUAUUAUUGCAGAGACCAGAGUUGAUGCGCAUGUUUCAAGAAGGGCGUUCAGCUAUUGAUAAAUAUUUGAGUCGCGAUGACUGGCAUCUUUGGGUGUCAAUGUCCAAGGGGCAGGUGACUCUGCCUGUUUUCCAGUCUCUUGAAGCUUACUGGCCUGGAGUGCUCAGUCUUAUUGGUGAAGUCAGUAAAGGAAUGAAGUCCUUACAUAAUUAUCACCAGGUGUGGAAGCAGUAUGGAUUUACACCAGAAUUUUACAAUAUCCCCCAGGGGGAGGUUGGGACAAAUCGAGAAGGUUACCCUUUGCGUCCUGAACUUGUGGAAUCAGUUAUGUAUUUGUACAGAGCUACACGUGAUCCGUAUUUGAUAGAAGUAGGAAAAGACAUCCUUCGGAGCAUUCAGCACAGUGCCAGGACCCCAUGUGGAUAUGCUACGAUAAAGGAUGUAAGAGACCAUCGCAAGGAGGAUAGAAUGGAAUCUUUUUUCCUUGCAGAAACCACCAAGUAUUUAUAUUUGCUUUUCGAUCCAGACAAUUUCAUACAUAACAGAGGAGAUAAAGGAACAAUUGUACAGACUCCUUGGGGAGAGUGUGUCCUGGAAGCUGGUGGUUACAUUUUUAACACAGAGGCUCACCCUAUUGAUCCAGGUGCUUUACAUUGCUGCAGUGGUCAUCGAGAAUCUGAUAUCCGCCACAUGCUGAGCAAUAUAGACAGCAGAAAUUUCCGUGGUGAACGUCUCUCCACAAUUCGCAACCUCAGGAAAAAGCAUCAGUCGUAUUUAAAAACUGAAAAUUCUACACAACAGACAGAGCAGUCUACAACAGAGAAUACAGAUUCUAAUUCUGGCACUGAUGAUGAUCAACGGACAGAGGCAAAAAAUAAUGAAGAGGUCACUAAUACAGUGCGGGAUGGAAGUUUAAAUGAAGUUAACCGAAGUUCUGAUAAUAGUGUUGUGAUCACAGAUGAUGCAGAUACACAGUACAUUGCAGUAGACGGUAAUGAAACUAACUCUUCAGAGUCUUACAUAAGGCCUGAUAAUUCUUCUGAGUCUGUAAAUAUUUCUGAUCAAGACAAUUUUGAUAACUUUAGUAUAACUACAGGAACUGUAAACAUGAGUAGUAAUGGAGGGUUGGAACUCUCCUCAUCAUCUGAAGAAGAUAAAUCGACUCGGAACCAUAACAGUGCUCUAGAAUAUAGAGCAGAUGAUAGUGAUCAUGUCUAUGCAGUCCGUGACACAUCUAAAGCAAAAAAGGUAGUGCAGAGUGGCCCAGUGGGAGUAGUGGAUAGUGAGAAAGCAGGUGUUAAAAUGGUUCCAACCUGGCAUGGAGUAAAAGAGGUUAAACAGAUAUUCUCAUCUGAUAUCUCAUCUGCUCUGAAAGACUUUCUUUUGCCAGGAGUCCCUCCAAAACGUGACUUUGAUCCUCAGAUUCUGCUCGAGAGGCUGCGCUCAGAAAUAAAUUACCCUCGCAAUAUUUCUUGGGAAAGUGACUAUGAGGUCCUUUCAUGUCUAGCACAACCAUUUGUGCAGCGAAUUUCUAUGUCUGGUGAAAUAUUUGGAGCUGAAUGAACUAAAAGUUAAGUGUCAUUCUUGGCAAUAAGUUGAGGCAUUCUUGUUUGGUUGCAAGUGUCGGUAUUCUCUCUCUCUCUCUCUCUCUCUCUCUCUCUCUCAUGGUGGAACCGGCAAGCUCCACUGAAUAUUAGCACUUCCAUUGAAAAGGUGAGCCAUCUUUGUUGUUAUGAGUAUAGUUUCUUUACCGAAGCAGUGGUGGUUUCAUUCUGUUUGUAAUGGAAGAAAAGAGCCAGGGCUACAAAAUGAAGACCACACAACUUGUCAGUAAACAGUACAUAAACCACUGCAUUUUCUCAUAAGACUGAGACAAUGUUGACCUACAUAGGAUAUUAGUAUUCUGUUAUGUACUAUGAAAUAAAAAAGUCUCACGAACCUAUAAAGGUUCUUGCUAUUUGUGUAAAUAUAUAGGAUGAGGAAUUACUGGAACAAUGUUAUUGAAACACUACUACAAGAAUGAAAAGUAUGCCAUAACCUUCAUUAUAAACUAUCGAGUACACGGAAUGUUGGGGUGUUUGGUAUAUGGUGAAAUUGGUAUGAAGGCACUGUUUUCAGAAAGAUAACAGUAAGGCAGUAGAAUUAAUUGUUCUUCUGUUUCUUCAUUGCUGCAAAUUAGAACAUCUACUAUGUUUACUAUUGGUUUAUGUAAUGUGGCUAUGGUACAGCUGAUCACCCUGUUUACAGUUGUAAUUCCUUGCGCCAUACAGCAUUUUUACAAGUAAUGUAACUCACAAUCAACAGUCAUUCGUGUACAGUCUGAAACAUUUGUUAGGCUAACUAGCUGCAAAUUCCUGAAAUAUGAUGUGGGAUGAUUGAAAAGACAGUAACAGUCUCAUAGAAGUUUGCAUGCUACUGUCAGUAUUCACUGCAUUUUCACUCUUGUGCUACACAUACUUGAAAUAAGUAAUUUAGUUUAUCACAGUUUUUGUGGGUCUGACUAUUCUAAAUACUGUUACAGUUUCAGUGUCAGCUGUUUAGAUAUCAGAAAUAGGAAUGCUGUUGGUCUGUUGCAGAAGCAAGAAGUGCAGAAACAUGUUUAAAGACAGGGAAAGCUUGCACUUUUGCACUUCUUAAUGUAGAAGCAUGUUUGCCGAUGGAGCAAGCUUGCAAUUUUUUUCCAUUUUUAGGUUCAGCACAUGGUGGCCACUUUCACUUACUGGAUACAACAGCCAUUAUAUUUCUGUGACCAGGUGAAAUUCUGAUCACUGAGGGAAACCUUACCACUGUUAGUCCUUUACUAUUUUCCUUAUAAAUCCUCCCUACGUAUCUAAUUUUUUUUUAAUUUUCUUCUUUUUUAGAGUCAUUAGGCAUGGAAAAAUAUUUUUGGGUCCGCUUCAACAGCUGUAUGUAUCAUGCUGCUUUUCUUAUAAUACAUACAUUGUUAAUUAUUGUCUUAUAAAAUUAAUUGAUUCAGUGACAGUUGCUUAAUUUAUAAUGUCAAUAUAUAUUUCUUUGUGCCAAAGGUAACUGUAUGAACAUAGAAUUUCAAGUAAUGUAUAGCGUUUAACAAUGUUUGCAGUUUAACACUGAAGUCUCUGCUGCAAACCUAUUGUCUGUAAGUGACAGUGAAAUUUGUGCAAUGUGAAAACAAUCAAUAACGUAUUUGAACAGUGAAGAUUUUGCUGUAAUAGAUUCUGUAGCAGAGCCACACUGGCUGUUUCUUGAAUAAUAUCCCCGUUCUUGUCUUCAGUUUAGACCAAAACCUUAUGAACUGCAUUAAGGAAAUAAAUCUGAAAAUGUCUGAAAUAAGCUGGUCAUGCUAAACAGAGUUGCUUCUUCUUCUUCUUCUUCUUCUUCUUCUUCUAGACCAUCUCCAUGGUCUACUAAUAGGUCGUUCUAGGUACUAAUGUGAAGCUCCCUCACAUUUCUGUGUAUUGGAAAGGUCUGUAAUCGGACCUACUCAGUUGUCUGAGGACAAAAGAGAAACUGAGUAAAUAAACUAUGAAUUUUACACACCAGAUCAGUCAGAGGCUUACAACUGACUGGGAGCCACACAGCAUUGUCACCUUCAUAUAAUAAUAAUAACAAUAUUAUUAUUAUUAUUAUUAUUAUUAUUAUUAUUAUUAUUUUAUGUAUGAGCUGCUAUAGACUACAGUUAUUUCAGCUGUUUCUUCUUUCUUUUCAUCCACAUUUCUCUCAUUACUUCUCAGUGUUACUCUCUUCCUUCUUCUACCCAAGUGACUUCAGUCUUUUUCUUGGAUUUUUCGUUUAAACCUUUGGAGUCCUGUAAUUUCUGUCUGAGUGGCAAUUGUUCCUCCAAUAUCUUACGGAGUAAUUUGAAGUUCGUCCAUGUCCCUUCCAACUUCUUUGCACAACGUUUUAUCUGUUUUUAUUGUACCAAAGUAAGUAAACAGUCUUUUAGCCAGUCUGUUGGGAUUCAUCCCAUGUAUGUUGCCAUAGAAAAUUACUCUUAAUUUCUUAACCAUAUCCGCAAUUUUUUCAUUGUAUGCAUAAAGUUCACUGAUAUGACAUCAUCUGUGUUGUGUUUUCUCUUUAACUAGCCCCAAAAUGUUCCCGAGUAGUUUUCUUUCUGUGGUUUCCAGUGCUUUCAUCAUUGCCUUUUUGUUCAGAGUAAAAAACAGUCUGCUGCAUAAAGUGCUUAUGGGUGAAUUAAAAUAGAGUUGCAUGAAGGUUUAGCAUUGAUGGAUACUGACUUCUUAUUAUAUACACACUUGAUAAGGUAGUAUGCUGCUUUCAUUUUAUUAACUUGUGGUUUAAUGGCUGAAAUGUCUUGUUCAGUUACUUCUCCGAGGUACGUGUUAAUUCUCUCAAAUUUUCCAUAUUUUGCUUUCAUUAUGUUUGGGACUGCCUUAAUAUUAGCCAUAAAUUUAAUUUCCACAAAGGAGCUUUGUAAGCCUGCAUUUUCAGUUUGUCCUUUAAGCAAUUCUAUUGGUCUAGUGGCUGUUUUCAUAGAGUCUGGAAAAAAAUAGCUAUGUUAUCCACAAAUGCUAAAAUGUAUAUUUGUGAGAUGUCUUUUUUGUAACUUAAUCUGAUUCCUCGUUGAUUUAUCUUUCUCAUAGUGACUUUCGCCAUUACAUUAGGACUUUUUUUAAAACAUAGUUAAAGAGCAGUGGGGAGAGACUAUCUCCCUGCCUCACUUCAGUUUUUUUUCUCAAAACUUCUAGAAAUUUCAUCUCUAAAUUUUACUUUAGAAUUGUUGUUUGUGAGCAUCUGUUUAUUGGAGGUGUGGUUUUAGUAUCAAUGCACAGUUUGAGUAUUUCAAACAGUGACUUCCUAUCAGCUGAGUCAUCGACUUUUCCUGUCAUGAACAAAAGCAAUUAAGAAAUUUUUAGAUCUACUUUUCAGAUAAAUUAUUAUUGACUUUAAGUUGAUAAUCAUCUCUGAGCAUGAUCUGAUCUUUCUAAAAUCAAUUGAUAUAUCCACCAAAGCAAUUUGAGUGUCGAGUUGUUGUUCUACCUUAGCUAAUAGUGCUUUUGAAAGGUUUUGCAGGUAACUGGUAGGAGAUAAAUGUCUCGGUAGCUGUUCACAUUAGUUUGAUCACCUGCUUUAUGCAGUGGGUAGAUCAAUGAUAUUUUCCAGUCUUCAGAAAUUUCUUUUGUUAACCAAAUAUUUUGGACAACUUCAGUCAGGUUUUCCAGAAAUUUGUUAUUUGAAUAUUUCCAAAAUACUACGGUUACGGAGUCCUCCCCAGGUGCUUUAUUAUUUUCGAGAGCUCUGAUGUUUUCUUUGAUUUCCCCUUUCAUUGGGGAUCUGAGUCUGGGCACUGAGCUUCUCCUUGUGUAAAGUUAAAUCUUGAUUUCAGACAUUCAUAAUUGAGUAAAUUUUCAAUGUACUGUGCAAAAAUACAUCAGUUUUCGUGGUUAUUACAUGCUCUUUUCCCAUUUUUUUUUAAAGCAAAGAGUUCUUGGAGAAUAUUUGCUUAGGUCUUUUUUUUAACUUAUAGAAAUUUGUGGUAUUUUUCCUUUUGAAAUCAGGAUCUAUUUGUUUUAAUUGGUUUUUAUCAUAAAUUCUCUUAGUAUUCCUAAUCAGCUUGGGUGUUCUUUCCUCAUUUCAAGAAAUCUUGUCCUGUUUUCAACAUUGUUAUCUUUAUUCUGUUUUUGCCAUGCAGUUUGUAGUUUUCUUGUGGCUGCUUCAUCUCAUUCCAAAUUCCACUACACUCUUUUGAUGAUGGUGAAGAGAUUUUUUUCUUUUGCUGUUUGAACAAGAAAUUGUUUUAGUUGUUUCCAAUUUUUUGGAUUUUUGUUUUCCAGUUUAUCACUAAAGUCACUUCCUUGUUUGAGUUUUUCACUGUCAUAUUUCAGAGUCUUUGGUUUGGCUUGUCUCUUGAUGUUUCUUAGUUAGAAUUUAACUUUUGAUUUUAAAUAAAUAGUGGUCAGAAUCUAACUUGUCAUUUCUUAUUACCUUGGCAUUCUGGAUUUCUUGAGAAGAUUCUAUGGAUAUUGCAACAUGACCUAUUUGAAACACCUCUGAACUGUGUUUUGGAGAGCUUCACGUCUUCUGCUUUCUGAGGAGAUGCUUAAAAGCAGUAGAUUUCAUUAUUAAGCUGGUUGUCAUGCAAAGUUCUAUUAUUUGUUUUUCUUGUUUACUGUUUUGUGAGCUGGGUAGUUCCCAAAAAUGAACCUGAAUGUUUUUCUUUCAGACCAAUUGUACAUAAAAAUUUCCCAGCAGUAUUAUAGUGUGUUUCUUUAGAAUUUUUGUGAUAAUUUUAUCAAGUUCUUCACAAAAUUUAUUUGUUUGUGCCUGUUGUACACUAUGAAGCAGCAGUACAUCCUUAGACUGUUUCAUCAUGUUUCUUCUCUGUUUGAUUUAUUGGCCUGGUUUUUUAGUUCAUGGACAUUAGCUAUUGUAUAUACCUUAUUUGUGCAUGUGAAGGAGAACAUAGAUAUUCCACUGUUAGGUAAGUGGAAAUCUGUUAUAAAAACUAAAAUUUUACAGUUGACAAUGAAGGCUGUAGGACAUUUUUCCCUUCUUUGCAUUUAAAAAUUUUGUAAGCUUCUGAUCCAAAGACAUGCUCCUAUGUAAAUCUUGUUUCUUGUUCUGCUGUAGUGAGCAUGUUGUGUUUAGUAAGAACAUUUGUCAUCUGUUUAAGCUUCCCAGUCUUCAAAAGUGAAUUUAAAUUUACUUUAACUGUUCCAAAGAAAUUCUUUUGCUUGUACUGGAUUUUGUUUUGCUCGUUUUGAGAAAGCUCUGAUGCUUUCUAGCAUAUCAGUACAAGAACUUCCUCCAUUCACAGUUCUACUCUCACAAUAAUGUAGUUUAUUGUAGCUAUUUGUGUGUUGUUCCUUUACCCUUCAUUUUCAAAACUCAGUAUUUGCCCUUUGUCAAUCCAUGGUAAUAUACAUACUUAUUUAUACCAAAGGUGUCGUCUUUAAUUUUAAAUAACCACUACCCCAGACACUCAAACACAAGCAAAUGCAGAAAAAUAUAUCUGAUUAAGCAAGUGUGUUUUCACAAUUGAUUUGCCGAUGUUCUGAAGAAGCCUACCUCAUUCUUGUAAUUUUGAUGUUUUAAUCAGGUGGUACCACUGUUCUAAGACAAAACUACAUUUUAACUUGUUCAGUAUAAUUAAAGUUAUUUUGAAUUUGAUGCCUUAGAUGUCAACGUUAAUCUAUAUCCGUCACUGUGCAUGAGCAUCUUCUCCAUAACUUUUGAGUGGUCAUCACCGUGUUCUUUCAAGCUGACAUCACCACUUGCUUACACUCAGUAAAUGUAACUUAUUUGAUAGGCUUUAAUUUCUCCUUCAAGAAUUUGUCGACAUUCAUGGCAUGUUACACAUUUGAAUUAUUCACGUUCUUCAUAUCAGCAGUGCAGAUUUCUGUGGCAGUGAACAAAUAAAUGAAUUUAAGGCCGUCAGUGACUAAUAGAAAAAGUGACCAAUUCUUGCUUUUGAAGCUGCCAGAGCUUCUUUGACUGACCAGAAAUCUGCAAUAUAUUUACUGAUCAAGUGAUUCCAAAAUUUCCAUAAUAUAACUAUUUAAAUAAGAAGAUGCAAUUUCAAUCAUUGGAGCAGACCUUCAGUUUACGUGUUUUGCACAAACAUAUCAAGGUAUACAGUUCUUCCUGUUGUUGCACAAAAGAAAAAAGUGAUUAUUGAAAUAUUUGUUUUAAUAUUUAUGAUGUAUUUUUUUGUUAUAUACAUAACGAAAAUAAAUAACUUUUAUGAAGAGAA
Schistocerca gregaria is the source of this 8741-nucleotide messenger RNA. Its product is annotated as ER degradation-enhancing alpha-mannosidase-like protein 2. The transcript is spliced from 9 exons. Gene Ontology annotation, molecular function: calcium ion binding; mannosyl-oligosaccharide 1,2-alpha-mannosidase activity. NCBI's taxonomy places the organism in Eukaryota, Metazoa, Arthropoda, Insecta, Orthoptera, Acrididae. Gene Ontology annotation, biological process: carbohydrate metabolic process; endoplasmic reticulum mannose trimming; mannose trimming involved in glycoprotein ERAD pathway. The record is from RefSeq and is a predicted model, not a curated record. Gene Ontology annotation, cellular component: endoplasmic reticulum; membrane. Bases 236 to 2611 code for a protein of 791 amino acids.